This is a messenger RNA of Dreissena polymorpha, 1704 nucleotides long. RefSeq names its product histone deacetylase complex subunit SAP18-like. The transcript is spliced from 3 exons. Gene Ontology annotation, molecular function: transcription factor binding; transcription corepressor activity. Gene Ontology annotation, biological process: negative regulation of DNA-templated transcription. Bases 81 to 575 code for a protein of 164 amino acids. NCBI's taxonomy places the organism in Eukaryota, Metazoa, Mollusca, Bivalvia, Myida, Dreissenidae. The record is from RefSeq and is a predicted model, not a curated record. Gene Ontology annotation, cellular component: nucleus.
ACCUAUUGUGUUAGUGCAAUGUAACCCAAGCGUCCGAGCGCCUUCGUGAAGUUUGAUACAACAACAACACAAACAACAAAAUGGCAUUGGAAUCUACUGUACAAUUGCAACAAAACAAUGAUGCGAUACGCUCGAAAACACCGGAAAAACCUGUUGACAGGGAAAAGACAUGCCCACUUCUACUUAGGGUCUUCUACAACACUGGCCGUCACAAUCCACUGAAUGAUUACACGAGGGGAAAUGUGCCAAAUAAUGAGCUCCAAAUUUACACCUGGUUAGAUGCCACAUUGAAGGAGCUGACAAGCCUGGUAAAGGAGGUGAACCCAGAUGCCCGCAGGAAGGGAACCUUCUUUGAUUUCUCCAUUGUGUACCCUGAUGCACGGUCACCGACGUAUCGGAUGCGAGAAAUUGGGACCACCUGUUCCGGGCACAGGGGCGCUGAUGACACCGUCAGCCUGGCGUCAAAGAAAUUUCAGAUCGGGGACUAUAUUGACAUUGCUAUAACUCCCCCUGGGCCGGGCGCUAGGGGAGGACCUGUAAGACCCGGUGGCAUGCGCAGAAAUAGACCAUAUUAGUGGUAAUAUUUGCCAUCAAUGAUGAUCAUCAUGUAUUAGUUGCGAUGGUAGCCACAUUUCUAUUUCACCGAGUUUGGAAUAUUUGUUUUCCUGCACUAGUGCAAAUCCGCAUCCACGAAACAACACUUAUUGAAUUGCAGUUUUAAAAUGUAUUUAAUGAUUGACAAAUGGUAUUAUGCCUUAUUUUGAUUAUAUUUGUAUUUCAUGUUUCCCAAUUUUAUGGUUUAUCACAUUGUUGUCCUUACCCAAAACUCAUACAGCAUGUGCAAUGAAAAGCAUAAACAAAAAACAACACUAGAUUAUAUCAGGCUAAUCUUAAAGUGGGUGUAAUUUGAUUUCAUCAAUUUUCGCAGUUUACUCCAAUUAAGAAUAGGAAUUCAUUACCAGGUAUUCAUGACUAAAUGUUACGAUGAAAUAUUUAACUGUUAAUACACAAAAGGCAUUCAUUUUUGCCGUGCUCUGUGAAAAGGGGGUUAAAUGUGAGUAAAGUUUCGUCCCAGAUUAGUCUGUGCAGUCCACACAAGCAAUCAGGGACGACAUUUUCCGCCUACACUGGAUUUUGCUAAGAAGAGCCUUUCUUUAAAUGAAAAAUAUCAUAAAAGAAGACGACACUACACACAUGAAUUAAACCCCCUUUUCACAGAGCAUGACUCAUUUACAUGUUAGUUGUGCUGGUAUUACACAGCUGUUAAUUCUAUGUCAGUCAGAAAUGGAACAGCGCUGCACAGACAGCAGCUUGUGUUUCAAAAUGUGUGAAGCCCGUCACUAUUAAUGAGACAGUCUCAGUUUAGCCUAGUUUAAGAUUUGUGUCGCUUGUUUAAAAAAAAAGUAUCCCCCUGAAAGACAUACAAAUUUGAUCAGAUAAAUGCAUUUACAAAUAUCAAACUUAGGUUUUGUAGCUUAACCAGUUUAGAAGAAAGAUUUUAUAAACACACAUUCUUGUUUUUAAAUGCCAUUUUUAGAGAAAACAUUGAUUCUGUGUACUGUUUUCUGUAGAAAAAACCAUAAACUUUGAGUGAACAUAUUUCCUGUCAUUUUCUUAAUUUCAUAAAUCAUGUUUAUUAGAUUCAGGUCAUUAGUUCACUUUGACUUCGUUUAUAUUAAAUAAUUGAAAUAAAACUGAAUUACA